AGACAAGGUUGCAUCCGCAACCCGCAUUCAAUUAAUUUUUUUGGCUCCAGACUUGGCUUGCUGUAGGUUUCAGCAACCCAGCAUGGUUUCUUGAACGUCGGAAAACUCGCCGCUAUGCGCUACUCGAGCAAUGCCCGUCUGUCCCUUCGUAUGGGCCACCUCUUCCUGGCCCUGACUGCCUUCCUCUUCCACGUUGCGCCGUCCCACGCAUACACCCAACUUGACGACGAUGCGCUGCGCGCCAUCCCGUCCGGCGGGGACGAUUUCGACAUAGCGUCCGGGUCGCUUCUCGCACCGAUUCUCAUCCCCCGCGUACCGGGCACCGAGGGCUCGGCGAGGGUGCAGGAGCACUUCGUGUCCUUCUUCCGGGACAACCUCCCCGAGUGGACGGUCGAAUGGCACAACUCGACGUCCAAGACGCCCGCGACGGGGGACGAAGAGAAGCCUUUCCGAAACCUCAUCUUCCGGCGCGACCCGCCGUGGGCCAAGGUCGGCGACGUCGGCCGCCUCACGCUGGUGGCCCACUAUGACAGCAUGUAUAAGCCGGAGGGGUUCAUCGGGGCGACGGAUAGCGCGGCGCCGUGCGCAAUGCUGAUGCAUGUUGCCAGGGGCGUCGACGCAGCGCUCACGAAGAAGUGGGAGACUAUGCAGGCCUCUGGGGACUUCGGGAUGGGGUUAGAGGAGGAGGUUGGCGUGCAGAUCCUCCUCCUGGACGGAGAAGAGGCGUGGGUUCGGUGGUCGGACACGGACUCUGUCUACGGAUCAAGGGCCUUGGCAGAAUCAUGGGAGACGGAGACGUAUCCCGCCAUGUCGGUGUUCAAGCAUCCGAUCCACUCGAUCAGCUUAUUCGUUCUGCUCGACCUGCUCGGCGCGAAGGAUCCCAGCGUGCCGUCCUACUUCAGGACGACGCACUGGGCAUAUCGGAACAUGGCCAAGAUCGAGGACCGGAUGAGGAACCUCGGCAUGCUCGAGGCCGAACCAGAUGACAUGUUCCUGCCCGAUAUGGACAAGCCGUCCACCGACUUCCGGCGGGCCUUUAUCGAGGACGACCAUGUCCCCUUCAUGGCGCGGGGUGUGGACAUCCUGCACAUGAUCCCGGCGCCGUUCCCCCGGGUGUGGCACACGAUGGAUGACAAUGGGGAGAAUUUGGACCUGCCGACCGUGCGCGACUGGGCUCGUAUUGUGACGGCGUUUACUGCCGAGUGGUUGGAGAUUGGGGACUACUUGCCCAAGAAGUCCGAACAAGAAGCGAAGAGGGAACUACUGUCCGGGCACAAGACCGAGUUGUAACCACAUCUGUGGCUUCUUCUUACUCCAAUACAUCUGGGAAUAGAUUUACAGAUAGAGGGCUCUUCGAGUCCCAAGUGAAAGCCCUUUGUAUGGGCGAAGACUUGGAUCCUGGGAAUGGAACAGGAGAAAAUGGAAUCUCACCUCGACGGGACCGGAAAUGUUAGCUUCUCAUUACCGGGGGGGGGG
Messenger RNA from Sodiomyces alkalinus F11, 1476 nucleotides. Its product is annotated as glutaminyl-peptide cyclotransferase. Gene Ontology annotation, molecular function: glutaminyl-peptide cyclotransferase activity; zinc ion binding. NCBI's taxonomy places the organism in Eukaryota, Fungi, Ascomycota, Sordariomycetes, Glomerellales, Plectosphaerellaceae. Bases 115 to 1290 code for a protein of 391 amino acids. The record is from RefSeq and is a predicted model, not a curated record. The transcript is spliced from 2 exons.